AUGGAGAUCCCGGGGAGGCGAUCCGCAUACUCCCUGCUGAGCCAAUUCCCCGAUGAGCCCACGCCCCUGGCGUCGUCCUCCGAGUGGGGCCUGCGGAUCACCUUCGCCGCGGGGUUGCAGCGCCAAUCCAGCGGCAGCAGCUUCGGCGAGAGCUCGCUGUCCGGCGACUACUACGCCCUGGCCACAGUGGCUAUGGAGGGGCGGCCGAAGGAAGGCUCGGGGUCGGCGUCGUCAGCCGUCGCCAAGAGCUGGGCGCAGCAGGCCGAGGAGACGUACCCACUGCAGCUCGCCCUCGCCCUCCGCCUCUGCUCCGACGCCUCCACCGCCUCCGAUCCUAAUAUCCUUGAUCCUGGCGGUCACAUCUUCCCUGCCGAGAUCCUCCCCACAGAGUCACUCUCUCAUCGGUUCUGGGUACGCACUUGCACGCCUUUCGUCCUUCCUCUGGUUUGA
Ananas comosus (pineapple) is the source of this 450-nucleotide messenger RNA. RefSeq names its product serine/threonine-protein kinase CTR1-like. The coding region runs from base 1 to 450 and encodes 149 amino acids. The record is from RefSeq and is a predicted model, not a curated record. The transcript has a single exon. Lineage: Eukaryota; Viridiplantae; Streptophyta; Magnoliopsida; Poales; Bromeliaceae.